AGGGAUUGGCAGAGAGGGAUGGAGGACACUGAGUGGAGGCCAGUGUGGAGGGAUUGGCAGAGAGGGGUGGAGGACACUGAGUGGAGGCCAGUGGAGGGAUUGGCAGAGAGGGGUUGGAGGACACUGAAUGGAGGCCAGUGGAGGGAAUUGGCAGAGAGGGAUGGAGGGACACUGAAUGGAGGCCUAUGGAGGGAUUGGCAGAGAGGGAUUGGAGGUGACACUGAGUGGAGGCCAGUGGAGGGAUUGGGCAGAGAGGGAAGGAGGACACUGAGUGGAGGCCAGUGGAGGGAUUGGCAGAGAGGGGUGGAGGACACUGAGUGGAGGCCAGUGGAGGGAUUGGCAGAGAGGGGUGGAGGACACUGAGUGGAGGCCAGUGGAGGGAUUGGCAGAGAGGGAUGGAGGACACUGAGUGGAGGGAUUUUGGCAGAGAGGGAUGGCAGAUAUGGAAUGGUUGCCAGCGAUUAGGUUGGCCAAUGAGGAGGGGAGUUACAAUAGUCAAGGCGAGAG
Messenger RNA from Staurois parvus, 507 nucleotides. Lineage: Eukaryota; Metazoa; Chordata; Amphibia; Anura; Ranidae. The record is from the annotation of a GenBank genome assembly.